Molecule: messenger RNA, 984 nt
Organism: Hippopotamus amphibius kiboko
Lineage: Eukaryota; Metazoa; Chordata; Mammalia; Artiodactyla; Hippopotamidae
Product: chymotrypsinogen A
Exons: 7
Coding region: 133-924 (263 amino acids)
Biological process (GO): proteolysis
Molecular function (GO): serine-type endopeptidase activity
Source: RefSeq, a predicted model, not a curated record
CAUCCUGCCCACUGGGACAUAUGCCCAGGAAAGGGAUUAUCACCUCAAGGUCUUCAGAUAACAGCCUGGUGCACAGGGAUAUAAUGGGGAGCCCUCCAGGCUGGCACCCUACACCUCCCUGACUGCCCAACCAUGACCUUCCUCUGGCUUCUCUCCUGCUGCGCCCUCCUGGGCACAGGCUUAGGCUGUGGGGUCCCCGCCAUCCAACCCGUGCUGAGCAGCCUGUCUAGGAUCGUCAAUGGGGAGAACGCUGUCCCUGGCUCCUGGCCCUGGCAGGUGUCCCUGCAGGACAGCACUGGCUUCCACUUCUGCGGGGGCUCCCUGAUCAGCGAGAACUGGGUGGCCACUGCUGCCCACUGCGGGGUCAGCACCUCCCACCGGGUCGUGGCUGGGGAGUUUGACCAGGGCUCAAACUCCGAGAGCAUCCAGGUGCUGAAGAUUGCCAAGGUUUUCAAGAACCCCAGCUACAGCUCGCUCACCACCAGCAACGACAUCACCCUGCUGAAGCUGUCCACACCCGCGAGCUUCUCCAAGACCGUGUCCGCCGUGUGCCUGCCCAAGGCCAGCGAUGACUUUCCCGCCGGGAUGCAGUGCGUCACCACGGGCUGGGGCCUGACCAAAUACACCAAUGCCAACACCCCCGACAAGCUGCAGCAGGCGACUCUGCCCCUUCUGUCCAACACCAGCUGCAAGACGUACUGGGGCAGCAAGAUCACCAGCAGCAUGAUCUGCGCCGGUGCCAGCGGCGUCUCCUCCUGCAUGGGUGACUCUGGCGGCCCCCUGGUCUGCCAGAAGAAUGGAGCCUGGACGCUGGUGGGCAUCGUGUCCUGGGGCAGCAGUACCUGCUCCACCUCCAGGCCUGGCGUGUACGCCCGCGUCACCGCACUCGUCUCCUGGGUGCAGCAGACCCUGGCGGCCAACUGAGCCCCCAGCCUCACCCUGGCCUCCCUGCCGACCUGGCUUCCAGAAAGCCUCAAUAAACCA